Messenger RNA from Kluyveromyces lactis, 792 nucleotides. It is a transcript of the gene PDS1, whose product is annotated as securin. Gene Ontology annotation, cellular component: cytoplasm; nucleus. The transcript has a single exon. Bases 1 to 792 code for a protein of 263 amino acids. Lineage: Eukaryota; Fungi; Ascomycota; Saccharomycetes; Saccharomycetales; Saccharomycetaceae. Gene Ontology annotation, biological process: chromosome organization. The record is from RefSeq and is a predicted model, not a curated record.
AUGCCGAACGAAGGGAAGGAGAAUAUCAUAUCCGUCCAAGAUCCUGACAAUGAUUUGGGUCUGAGGACCCCUCUAAACCAGAUGAAGCGGACGGACUCAUUAGUACGGGGCAACAGACGCCCACUAGCUAGCAAAGAUAAUAACAGGACGCAAUCUAUACUAAGUGUGAAGAAUAAUGCUGCGUUGGGAAAGAGUGAUCACCCUUUAAAAAGGCCCGCCAGUAGCUUUAUGAAGAAUAUGCCUGAAAAUAAACUGAAGAAAUACGGAAGUGUCCUGGGGAUGAACACUUUUAUGCCACGAACGAAGUCAUUGGUGCUGAAAGAUACAGAGCUAAAUGAAAAGAAUGACGACGAAGAUGAGGAGGAUGAGGAGGAUGAUUUACCCAUAUUUCCCAGCGGAAAAUCGUUAAACCUUGGGUUUGGCAACGGAUUAAAAGCCCUUAUCAGAGAGAAAGAAGAUGAACUAAACAUUGAGUAUGCACCCAAGAGACAAAAAGAACUACCGUAUAUACCUAAUGGGUACGACCCCUUUGAUAAGGAAUCCAUCGAGAAACUUCAGCAUCAUAGAUCUCCAUUCCAGGUUGAAUCAAUAACGUUUGAUACAGAAGAAAGAGAUCCAGAACUUAUAAGUUUAGCUGCUACAGAUGAAGAUCUCGUUUCCCCUACCAGGUAUAACAAUCACAAGCACAAUCUAGAACUGGAUUCUGAUAAUGAAAGCAUAACAAUCGAACUUGGUGAGGAAUAUAACGGACAAGGAUUGGAUACGCUAGAAUUAAAUUCCUUAUUAGAUUAA